Molecule: messenger RNA, 2173 nt
Organism: Oncorhynchus keta (chum salmon)
Lineage: Eukaryota; Metazoa; Chordata; Actinopteri; Salmoniformes; Salmonidae
Product: WW domain-containing transcription regulator protein 1-like
Exons: 7
Coding region: 383-1714 (443 amino acids)
Biological process (GO): hippo signaling; positive regulation of transcription by RNA polymerase II
Cellular component (GO): nucleus; cytoplasm
Molecular function (GO): transcription coactivator activity; protein binding; transcription corepressor activity
Source: RefSeq, a predicted model, not a curated record
AACCCUUCUCGCCCCGGAGCUCAUGAAUAAUUCAUGAACGACUGCUGACACAGGCGUCGUAAAAAGUUGAGUUAAACUUUGGGACGGGAGUGAAGUUCGGGCAGCACCAACAAGAGAUAUCGAACUGGCCGAGGCAAAGAGAAAGUACCGUUCUUAUUACUUUUCUAAUGUAAGGAUACAUUUUAGUGUUUAAAAACCCAAAUCUAACUCUCAGAAUUGUUUUAACGCGAGUUUGACGGCAGCAAGGUGAUAACUUUUUUUUGUCCACACAGAGGGUUUAUGACCGUUUAAAGAGAGCUCAAGGUUUGAUAUCUCUCUUCGCCUCGAAACGUUUUCGUUUUAUAUUUUCUGUAUUGCGUUGUAACUUUUCUACGAAGCCAAAAUGAGCAACCCACUGCAGCCAAUGCCAGGACAACAAGUUAUCCAUGUCGCUCAGGACUCUGAUACGGAUCUUGAGGCGCUUUUUAAUUCGGUUAUGAACCCGAAACCCAGUUCAUGGAGGAAAAAAAUGUUACCCGAGUCUUUUUUCAAGGAGCCAGAUUCUGGAUCUCACUCCCGACAGUCGAGCACUGAUUCGGGCAGCCACCCGCCCAGGCUCACCGUACAACACGUACGGUCACAUUCCUCGCCCGCGUCCUUACAGCUUGGAUUGGGAACCAAUUCAACUCCAAGCCCAGUACAGCACUCGCACAACCGGCACCAGUCUUUCGAUGUUGCCGAAGAGUUGCCCCUGCCUCCUGGAUGGGAGAUGGCCUACACGUCAACUGGACAGAAGUACUUUCUCAAUCACGUGGAAAAGAUCACUACUUGGCAUGACCCUCGUAAGACCAUGACGGCCGCCAUGAAUCAGAUGAGCCUCCACGCUCCCCCACCCUCCGCCACCCCACAGCAACGCAACAUGGCCCUGUCCCAGCCCAACCUCGGAGAGCUACCUGAUGGCUGGGAGCAGGCUGAAAACCCUAGUGGAGAAACCUACUUCAUUGACCACAAAACACACAGAACGUCUUGGCUCGACCCGCGCGUGGAUGCUCGCCUCAUGAUGUCCCAACACCAUCACCAGCAGCAACUGCAACACGCCCAGCAGCAGCAGCCCCAACAGGCCCAAGCCUUAGGCUCACCUGGCUCACUCCCCCAGCAGCAGAGCUCCCAGGCUGGGAUGAUGAGCCUGUCCAGUCCCCUGGGCGUGGGGGUCAGUUCCCAGCACCAGCAGAAGAUGAGGCUGCAGCGCAUCCAGCUGGAGAGGGAGAGGAUCCAGAGACGACAGGAGGAGCUCAUGAGACAGGUGGCGCUGUGUAGACAGCUGCCCAUGGACUCGGAGAGCAUGGCACCAGUGCCCACCCCCGGUGGCAACCCUGCCCAGCCCAUGACACAGGGCAACAUGCCCACCAAUGGAUCCGACCCCUUCCUCAACAGUGGUCACUUCCAGCACUCACGGGAGCAGAGCACAGACAGUGGCUUGGGGCUGGGCUGUUACAGCAUCCCCACCACCCCAGAGGACUUCCUUAAUAACAUGGAGGAGAUGGACACAGGUGAGAGCUUGGCCCAGGCGGGCAAUAUGAACGUGCCCCAGCACAGCCGCUUCCCGGACUUCUUGGACUCGCUGCCAGGCACCAACGUGGACCUGGGAACCUUGGAGGGAGCAGACCUCAUCCCCAUCCUCAACGACGUGGAGUCAGUCCUCAACAAGAGCGAGCCCUUCCUCACUUGGCUGUAAACACACACACACACACACACACACACACACACACACACACACACACACACACACACACACUUCUAUACACAUAUAUUCACAGCCAUACAAACAGGAUGAAAGACUCACUCCACAUAUCUAAAGACUACCCUUUGCUACUUUUUCAAAUCAGCAUUAUCUCUUCUUCCCACUUCUCCAUGUGUACAGUAAUAUUAUGCUCUGUCUGUCUAACCUCAGUCUGCCAGACCACAUAUCGUCAAUCUGAGUUCAGUUUUGGAUCAAAGAUCGAGUAUUAAUCAAAGCCUUGAGAGAACAAAAGCAAAUCAAAACAUGACAUGUAUUAAAGUAUACUUCACUAUUGAAGUUACUGUAUGGUAAACUAACAACGUUAGUACUUUUGGUUUUGUAUGUCCUAUAAGACUUCCUCCGAUAACCCACUCUGGUUUUGUAAUCACAAUUGAUUAAAGCAAUUCCACAGCU